Molecule: messenger RNA, 904 nt
Organism: Perkinsus marinus ATCC 50983
Lineage: Eukaryota; Perkinsozoa; Perkinsida; Perkinsidae
Exons: 1
Coding region: 132-668 (178 amino acids)
Source: RefSeq, a predicted model, not a curated record
GGUUCGCUCACUCCGAGGAAGAGCUAGUUGGUGAACUGCCUCCUCCUGGUACAUGUGAUGGUACUACGCCCAAGCCUCUUCCAGUUACAUCCCAUGAAGGGUCAAUCAGCAACCAGCAUCAACUGAAUUGCAUGGCACCAGACUUCCAUCCUGGACUACCUCUCUCUCCUACUACUAUGGAUAACGGUGUCACCGACUUAGAAGUAGAUGCAUCCAAUAGAAGAUAUUAUGAGAGUGCACAGCAGCCCUCAAGACGUUUAACGACAAGCUCAACAAGCCCUCAAGGUUUGGAGACCUCUCCCGUGCAUGAUCUGACCCUACCACUAUUCGGCGGUAAUGGCAGCUUCCUUACGGCUCGUAUGGUAAGUCCGGAUGGUACUCCUCUGGCCAAUGGACCAUUGAUGAUACCGACUUUCGCUCAAGCAGCUGCUCAACAUCAACAACAGUCUUUGGGUAACACUGGCAGCCCUGCUAACUAUCCUGGCCCUCCCCUACCUGUCCAUCUGAUGCAAAGUCCCUUGAAUAUUGGAUCUUGGGGAGCAGCCUCUCAAGGUACUCCAACAUUCCAUAUUGGCGCUAACAGAACUCCUACUCAUAUCCACGAACUUUUACGUUCUGCGAGCAUCGACGAACUCAAGCGUUACGCCAAUCAGCUAUAUGAAGAUUAACUCAGUAUUAUUGACGUCUAUCACCACCCUCAGCAUUUUAUUCCUCGUGGUCACUGCGUACGCGGCUUUUGCUCAGUCCUAUUUUGGAAUGAGUGCCGAGACUUGGAUGAACUGUGUUAAGCACCUCUAUGUAUCCCCGUUAUGACGCGGUGGUUCCUGUAAAGUCUCUAUUGGGGAUAUUCACAUGGCGACGUGCUAUAAGACCAUCCGUCGUUUCCUGCAGUUGACAAACGGAG